Molecule: messenger RNA, 1553 nt
Organism: Cyprinodon tularosa
Lineage: Eukaryota; Metazoa; Chordata; Actinopteri; Cyprinodontiformes; Cyprinodontidae
Gene: gal3st1b
Product: galactose-3-O-sulfotransferase 1b
Exons: 2
Coding region: 77-1339 (420 amino acids)
Biological process (GO): galactosylceramide biosynthetic process; myelination
Cellular component (GO): membrane
Molecular function (GO): galactosylceramide sulfotransferase activity
Source: RefSeq, a predicted model, not a curated record
GUAAAGCUUUAUGUUUUGUUAAUGAGAGAUAAAUGUUCCGUCUAAUGUCCUUUCAGGUUUGCUUCUUGGGUUUAACAUGCUUUGGAACAAAGGGUUUAAAUGUACCGCAGUGGUGCGGGGGCUUAUUCCCUGGGUUUUAAUGACCAACAUAAUGUUGGUCCUCUACUGCUUGAAAACAACGAACCAUGUGAACAUAAGGCCUACCCAAGAAGAGACCUGUCCCCUCAGCAUGGCAAAAACAAACCAAGCCAUCCUGAGUGAGAGCUCUAAACCCAAACAGAAAUGCUCUCCCAAAGUGAACAUCAUGUUCAUGAAGACUCAUAAAACCGCGAGCAGCACCAUCCUCAACAUCCUCUUCAGGUUUGGGGAAAAGCACAAGCUGAAGUUCGCCCUACCUGACAGACGUAAUGAUUUCUGCUACCCACAGCCUUUCCUGCGCUCCCAGGUUAAAGACUACAGACCAGGGCAGUGCUUCAACAUUGUCUGCAACCACAUGCGUUUCAACCAUCAAGAAGUGGCUAAACUUCUGCCUCCAGACGCUGUGUAUGUCACCAUCUUACGGGACCCAGUGGAUCUCUUUGAGUCCGCCUUCCAUUACUAUCACAGAGCUGUUCCUUUAACAUGGGGCAUCAGUGGGAAAAACAAACUGACUGAGUUUCUGAACAAUCCCGAGGCAUUCUACAGUCCAGAGGCUUUUAACUCAUUCUAUCUUAAAAACCUGCUGUUUUUUGACUUUGGUUUCAAUAACAACCUUGGAGUCAAUGAUCCUCGUAUCAUGGAGGGCAUUCAUUCCUUAUCCCAACGUUUUCAUUUGGUCCUCAUUGCUGAAUACUUUGAGGAAUCUUUGAUUCUGCUAAAGGAUUUACUUUGUUGGUCAAUGGAUGAUAUCCUGUAUUUCAAGCUCAACGCUCGCAGGACCUCAUCUGUGAAUCAUCUGGACCCAGAGAUGAGAGUCAAAGCCUUACAGUGGAACUGGGCUGACUGGAAACUCUAUGAACACUUUAAUGCUACUUUCUGGCAGAAAGUAGAGGCAUAUGGAAGAGAAAGAAUGGAACAAGAUGUAAAGGAGCUGAGGAGACGAAAUGCUGAGAUGAGGGCCAUCUGUGUUGAUGGUGGAGAUGCGGUUGAAGCCCAGAAGAUUAAGGACACACGUUUCCGGCCCUGGCAGCCCGUCGGAGAGAAAUCCAUCAUGGGGUACAACUUGAGGAAAGACAUUGAUCCUAAAUGGAAGACAAUAUGUGGAAAAAUGCUCACACCUGAAAUACAGUAUUUAUCAGACAUGGGUGUGAAUCUUUGGGUGACUAGACUAUGGGGUUGGUUGAAAGAUUCAAUUUUUUAAAUGUCUGUUUUCAUUUUUAUAAUUUAACUUUAUUUGAAUAUAUAUAUCAGGACAGAAUUUAACUCACUGAGGGAGUUGGAUGUCCUGUAAGCAACUUUUAAUAUUAUGUUUAGGAUUAAUACAAAAUGUCAGCUUUUGUUUGUCACUGAACUAAGGUUCAUUUCUCUAAACUAAGAUGGGACUUGCUAUCCUUUAAGAUAAUGGAAUAAAAAAA